AAACGUUGUUGCUUUGUAGCCACAUAAUGAGAAAAGUAAAAAGUGAAACAUUUUGCAUCUCCAACAUUCUGCAACUCUAGCCAUGGCUGCAAGUACCAUCAUCACGCUGAAGCUCUCAUCUUUCUUCAGUCUUCUUCUCUUACUUUCAAUCUCUGGUGUGAGUUCUCAUAGCCACCAAAAUGCUUUGAGAGGGACAAUUCCUCCAACAUGCAAACGCCUUGAGUGCCCCACUUUUGAUGCGAUUGAAAUGGGUGAUGGCUAUGAAAUCCGCCACUACAAUAAUUCAACUGUUUGGAUGUCAACUUCUUCCAUUCAAGACAUUUCUCUUGUUCAAGCUACAAGAACUGGCUUCAGGAGUCUAUUUGACUAUAUUCAAGGCAAGAACAACUGGGAGCAAAAAAUUGAGAUGACAGCACCUGUGAUCACAGAAGUUUCAGCAAGUAAAUCCUCAUUUGUUGUGAGUUUUCUUGUGCCAAAAGAGAACCAAGCAAAUCCCCCCCCUGCAAAGGGUCUCCAUGUCCAAAGAUGGAAAAAUGUGUACGUAGCAGCAAGAGAGUUUGGUGGAUAUGCAAACGAUUCAAAUGUUGCGGUGGAAACUGCUGCCUUGCGAGCUAGUAUUGCAGGCACUGAUUGGUCAGGUGCCAUUGAUAAAAGCCAUAGAGAUGGCCAUGUUUACACUGUGGCACAGUACAAUGACCCUCUUGAAUAUGAUAAUAGGGUCAAUGAGAUAUGGCUCUUGUUUGAAAUGGAAACCGAACGGCAUGCAAUAUGAAGUCUGUGAGAGAACCCUGGAUUGUGUUGCAGCUUCUGAGAUUGAUAAAAUAAAGUUUUGAAACAUUUUGCUCAGGCAAUGCCUUUACAUUGAAUAGCGUUUUGGAUUGCAACCUUUAUUGUGUGUUUAGAUUUUCAUUUUUAAAAAAACAAAAUGAUGGUUUGAGCAUAAGGUUUUGCCUUGGUUGACUUGAUAACCAAUGGUUUUGGGAUUUCAAACAGCAAUGCUAUACACUAUUAUGGUCAUUUUGAACA
This is a messenger RNA of Vigna unguiculata (cowpea), 1026 nucleotides long. RefSeq lists its product as uncharacterized. The record is from RefSeq and is a predicted model, not a curated record. NCBI's taxonomy places the organism in Eukaryota, Viridiplantae, Streptophyta, Magnoliopsida, Fabales, Fabaceae.